AUGGGGCUGUUGCAAAACCCAGCUGAAGGAGGUGGAAGAGAUGCUGGAGCAGGAAGGUUUAUCCCAGAUCUCCUGCAGUGCUACAGGACUGAGCUCCAGAAGGCCAUGGAGCACAACAGCCAGCUGGACAAGGAGAUCCUGGCACUGCGGGCACGGGUCCAGAUGCUCGACCUGGAGAGGAAAGCGUUCCUGGAGCUGGUGGAGCAGCUCAAGGAGGAGAUCUGUGAGUACCACCGGAGUGAGAGGCCAGAGCUUCCACCGGCUGAGGGAGUCGGAAUGGCCUCACUGCAGGCACAGGGCACGUGGGAAGAAGCAGGAGCUGAUGGAGACACCGGUGCCAGUAGAACUGCCCCAUAUCAGAAACAUGGAGAUCAGGGUGUUGAAACUCUCCACAAGAGGUGCUGUGAAGCCGUGGAGAACACUGAGGGCAGGAGUUCCCAGCUCCUUCACAAGCUGCAAAAACUGGAGCAGGAGCACAAGGGUUUGAUUGAGCGCAAUGAAGAGCUGGAAUCAAUUCUGGGAGAGACACAGAUCCAAACCGAGCAAGAGAAGCAAGAGCUGGAGAGCGAGGUGGAGGGACUGCACCAGAAAAUCACCAGUUUGGAAACAGAGUUGUUUAAGGUGCAGAAGAACAAAAGUGAGAUGAAUGGAAACGAGCAGGUGACAUCUGGAGCUCAGGAGAUGCAGGAGAUGUUGGAAAACUGUCAGGAAACAAUAGACAAGUUGGGGAGUCAGCUGGGAGAGAGGAGAGAACGAAGAAAGCAACUGGCAUCUGAGCUGGAGUUGCUGCGGAAAGAUCUGAAGGCUGAGAAGGUGGUUCUGGGCAGCCAGGGUUUGCCUGACUCCCACUUGGAGCUCACAAGCCACAUAAACACCUUCCCAAGUCUUCAGCGAACAUCAGCCAGCAGAGAUGUUGUGGAUGUAUCCCAGGAGAAGCUAAACAAAGACAGUGCUUUGCUAGAUCCAGAGGCCUCUGAAAUCCUGCAAGACAGUCCCAAAGUGGAGCAGAAACAAGAAGAUCCCCGUGCAGAUGCAAAGACCUAUGAGGAACAGAUGGCUAAAGUAGUGUUUUUGGAAGAACAGAUCAAAAACCUGAGGGAAGAACAAGAACUGCUCUGCUCUGAAUUACUAGAGAGCAACAAGAAGAAGGAGGAGCUGGAAAAGCAGCUCAAAAAGAGCAAUGAAGAGAAACGGAUGUUGCUUGAAGAAAUUGCCCAGCUCAAAUGUGAUGUCCGGAGUGCCUGGGAGAAGGGCCCCAGCAGAGACACAAGGAGGAUGACUCCAGGCUUGGAGCAGAGGGAGAACAGGUUUCUCCCAUGGCAGAGCUCAGCAGACAGUUUAGAGGGGAGCCUGAAACAGGGUCUGUCUGAGGAGAGGUUCCAGCAGCAGGAGGAGAAGCUGCAGCAGCUGCGCCAAGACCUGCGGCGGGUGCAGAAUUUGUGCAGCUCCGCCGAGAGGGAGCUCAAGUAUGAGAGGGAGAAGAAUGCCGACCUCCAGAGGCAAAAUCUGCUGCUCCAGCAGGAAUGCACCAAGGUCAAAGCUGAGCUGAAGCAGGCCCGGGCCAAACUCUCAAACACCACAGAAACAUAUUCCUCCCUCUCAGCACAGUGGGAGAGGAGCCAGCAGAAGGUCAAGGAGCUGGAACUGGAGCUCUCCAAGUGCUCCCAGGCUGAUAAGCUCCAGAGCAGCCUCCAGGAGAGGCUGGCCCAGGAGAAAUCCAGAACAGGAGAAGCACAAAAGAAGGUCUCAAAACUCCAGCAAAAGCUGAAGGAUUCCCAGCACCAGCUGCUGUUGGCAGAGGCCCGUGUUUCUGAUAAGAAGCUUCUGGAGGAGGAUCUGAAGGAAGCUCGGGAAAAUGAAGCUCGAGUACAGCAGGAGCUUCACGAGGAGCAGCUGAAAAGGAGGCUCCUGGAGCAGCAGGUGGAUGAGCUGCGGCAGCAGCUUUGGCAUUCCAGGGAGACAGAGGCGUCACUCGCCAAGAUGCAUGUGGAGCUCCAGGCCAAGACCCUGCACGUCCUGGAGGAUGAGAAGAAGCUGGAUGCUGGUGAGCAUGUGCAGUGCCAGAAGGAGAACCAGAAGCUCUCAGAGCAGCUGGCACUGCUGAAGGAGGAGAACAAAGCCCUGUAUGAGGAAGGUGUCCGACUCCUGAACCAGAAGGAUCUCUAUGUCAGGAAAUACAAUGAGAUGCAGCUCCGGCACAAGGACAAGAUGCGCAGGGCCAAGGAGACCUUCAUCCACGAGGUGAAACAGAGGGACAGCAGGAUCAAACAGCUGGAAAAUGAGCUCAGUGAGUUGAAGCUCCAAGUGGAAAAGGGAAAGGUGCUGAUUUCCCAGAUCACUGCUGAGAAUGAGAAAUUACUCCAGGAGAGGCGACGGCUCCUCCAAAAAAUAUCAGACCAGGAGGAGUCCCCUUGGAGCCUCUGGUCUGGGAUUCCUUCCCUGCAGAGCAGAGGAAAGAUCCUGGAGGAGACGAAUGCCCGGCUGCAGGACAAGCUCCAGCUCUCCAGCCAUGUGGCCACAUCCCAGUGCCUUGCCAGGAGCAGCCCCACCCCCAGAACAGAGGAUUUGAAGAUUGUUCCUGGCUCUGAAUGCCAGCCACAGAGUAAGGUGUUGCCACCUCCUCGUGCCAGCUUCCCACCCCGAGGUCUCCCAGAGCCCCUCGGUGCCCUGAAGUCCCCACAGAACAUGAAGCCUGAACAUGAAGGAGAGGCCGAGAGCCAGGAUUCUUCCUUCUGCCUGUCCCCCUCACAGCCUUCGGAUAUCGGAUACCUGAAUGUGGCCUCUCCUGGUGAUACCACGGUCCCCAUGACCUCACCGCUGCAGGACGAGAGUCGGAGCCUUGGCUCCGAGAACAACUGAGCUGGGAAUGUUGGUGCAGCCUUACCUGAACUGCAGGAUUUGGGCUCCUGGGGCCGUGGGACCAUGAGCUUGCAAAUAGAAUUGCCAAGUGGACUGACCCCACAAUUUCUGGGAUAUAUUCCAACUAAACGAUUCCAGAGAUUUUUAUUUUUUGUUUUACUUGCUCGCCUGUAAACGUGUGUGUGAUCCCAGAUCCACUGGAGGCUGGAAUUUGUAGAUAAACUCAGUACAGUGGUAGAGGGGUGGGGUGAAGAGCGUCUUCCUUCAACCCUAAUUGUCUGUCCAGUCCAAAUCUAUAAAUUUCAUAGAUAAAACUUGGAGAAGUUCCCCUUUUACCCUGUGCCCACAAUCCAUGCCCACACACUGUCAUUCCCCUUUUUCCAUGCUCUCAGCAUUCCCUUUGCUUUGUGCAGAGGUGAAUGGGAUAUCUGAGCACUGGGGAGAGGAUAACUAGUCAUUCCCUGACAGCCUUGGAACAGUCCCAACCUGAGUCAGAGCCUGAGUGGAGCAGCACCAUUGUUGCUGGAGUUUUGCAAACAAUUUCCAAAAGUUUUGGCUAACUUGGAUUCUGGUCAGGACAGAAAUUUACUGAUGACUGAAGCCAGUCAUCUCCUGAUCCUGCAAACACCAGUGCCAUGGAGGUCUCCUGUGCUGCAGCUCUGUGCCUGUGUAGGAACGAGGCCCACAGUCUGAGAUAAGGGAUUUCCAUUGGAUACGUGGUGAUGGGAGUACCUGGGUGUGAUCACCUGCUGAGGGAGUGGUGGGUUACCAGGCAGAGGCCAGAUAAUCCCUACCCUUGGAAUCUGGCAGGUGGAAGAGGGAGGGCUGCUCAGGUGUCACAUUGUGUUCUGCCCUUGCCAAGAUCCAGAGCCUUUGUCAUCUCUCUCGUUACGACUCUUGAUGUCACUCAUUUCCAGAUAAAUUGGAUGGUCCUCCCUCCUCCCCAAAGCAUGGAGACCCCUUAGCAAAGAUUUGUGCCUCCAGAUGCAUCAGAGAAUUCCUGGGAGCGUUCGUCUUGUGCAGCU
This is a messenger RNA of Pseudopodoces humilis (Tibetan ground-tit), 3884 nucleotides long. The record is from RefSeq and is a predicted model, not a curated record. Lineage: Eukaryota; Metazoa; Chordata; Aves; Passeriformes; Paridae.